AUGCACUUCAUAUGCAAUGAUCUGGGUUUUUUUGCAGCCGACGAUCAAGACGUUAGUAAAAUAUCAAAAAGACGCUGGGGGAGAAGUAAGUAACAUCAGAAAUAAAUUCAUGAUCACUUCUUUGGUAACUUUCAUCAAUAUAUUUUGAAAUCAUACUAUAUAGUUUAACAUUCCAUUGUGGACACUUCUCUGAUACAGGCAACGGACGUAAUAAAUCGAAAUAUUUUCCUCCUGCAAGCCAGGAGGUUAUGUUUUCAUCCGCGUUUGUAUGUGUACGUGUGGUUUAAAAAUAUCAAACGAUUUAUGACGAAAUUUUGUGUGCCCAGACUAGUUUCAUAUAAAUUUAAUUGACCUCAUUAUUUUGGCACUAACGCUUGUAUCCUAAAAGCUCACUCACACUCAAAGAGUGGAGGUACAUUUGCCCUUCCCUUGAGUGUCAGUGCUGUUUCUGAAUAGCUAGCUAUAGAUAGUGAGUACUGAGUAGUCACAGAGUAACGCACGACACUAACCCUAUACAGCUAUUCGAAAACAGCACUGACACUGAAGGGAAGCUCAGAUUGAACCUCCACUAUUUGAGUGUGAGUAUGAGUGAGCUUUUAGAAUACAGGCGUAUUACUAAGUGAUGAGGUGAAGAUAGUUCGUGUCAGUUAUAUCUGCUUAUGUCCAGCCAUUCUGCGGCUCGCCUGCGUUGCAGACCGUCAACUUGCGGGCGAGGCGCACGACGGGAACUGAGACGCACAGUCUGCUGGAUUUAGCUCAAUGUAGUUUGCAUACCGCGUUCGGCUAAAAUAUUACAUUACUUAUGUAUACAAGCAUCGCCAUCAAAUCGAAAAAUUAACGGUAGCGUGCAAUAGAACGCCGUAGGUUUUUUAAACCUAAUCCUGUACAGUAUACGUAGAAACAAGUGCCGUUGAUUUUUACAACACGAUAAAAUAUAGCCACUUCUUUCAACCUCACAAGUAGGUGAAUUCUGACGGGUUUACUAUUAAAUUGGAUUAGUCGUGCGUGCAAAUUGAAAUGCGAAAUAUAGACUAAAUCUUAUAUAGGACGUAUAGCCACAUUAAUUGUAAAGAGCGUCGGAAUGAUUAAUGACAUACUGAAUGCAUGUCUAUUGUGCUUUUUGCGCUAAGAGGUCGAGGUUUUGCGGUUUUGAAUUCGACUUUAAAAUGACAAUUUCAAUUGGUUUAGUUAUAGAUAAGCGCGCAUGAAAUAUUUUAUUCACUUUUCUUAAUAUAGAAUGGAUAUCCUUUUGAAUCGGAAUAUUUAUAAUUAAAAACAUAGACUAAAUUCUUUAAAGAUCGAAUUGUUCCGUGUCUUACAAUGAAGCAAAUAUCUUCUCCCACAUAACAUGGAAUUGGAAUUUUCCACAAGUUGCCAACGAUUUUUUCUUCAUACGGCUAUUUUGUAUGAUAUAAAAGCCACUGUCGAGAAAAUCUUAGUUACGCAAUACGCGCACUUCCCCACAAAUAACGGAAACAGUUAUAAUAAGUUUUUGAUAACUUGGAAGUAGCACUACAUAAAAAUUGUUGUGUUUGACUAAUAUUGCCCCCAUUACCUUAAUUUCUGCAUACCAAAUACACUAUUCACUCCUAGUUUUUAAAUCAGUGAUCUGAUAAGUUUUAUUUAUUAGGACGCCACUGGAGACGGCGAGGAUCACCAGGAGCUCGUGGACCACCAGGACCGAAAGGGCCCAAAGGAGACAGAGGGUCUCCCGGAUCUCGUGGUCCAGCCGGAAGUCCUGGAUCUAAAGGACCACCAGGACCGAGUGGGUCCAAAGGGGACAGAGGGUCUCCUGGAUCUCGUGGUCCAGCCGGACCUCUUGGAUCUAAAGGACCACCAGGACCGAGAGGGUCCCAAGGAGACAGAGGAUCUCCCGGAUCUCGUGGUCCAGCCGGACCUUCUGGACCGAAAGGAUCAACAGGACCGAAAGGGUCCAAAGGAGACAGAGGGUAUCGCGGAUCUUCUGGCGUAGACGGACGCCGUGGACCUCCCGGACCAAAAGGUAAAACAUUAGAAAAUGCCUAUGCUUGGACAGUGGACCGCUGA
Molecule: messenger RNA, 2046 nt
Organism: Paramuricea clavata
Lineage: Eukaryota; Metazoa; Cnidaria; Anthozoa; Malacalcyonacea; Plexauridae
Source: the annotation of a GenBank genome assembly